This is a messenger RNA of Lactuca sativa (garden lettuce), 483 nucleotides long. RefSeq lists its product as uncharacterized. The record is from RefSeq and is a predicted model, not a curated record. Gene Ontology annotation, biological process: protein ubiquitination. Lineage: Eukaryota; Viridiplantae; Streptophyta; Magnoliopsida; Asterales; Asteraceae.
AUGGGUGAUUCACCCCUCUUUAUGGGAAUCCUCGGUGUCAUAUCAGGUGCAAUUUUAGUAGCUUUUCUCCACUGCUUAUUUGUCACUUGCCGCCAUAAUAACACCGAUGAACCCGCCACCACCUCACCACCUAGACCACCAGAAAUGAACCGCCGUCCAAGGCUCAGAGUUGACAUUGACUCAAGUGCCAGCUCAUCAUCGUUCCCAACAACCAGCACCUCAACCUCAAGUGCCUCAUCGAUCUUGUUAACCGUUCAUAAAUACUCGAAAGAUUUUAAGGAAGGAACAUGUGCGGUUUGUUUGGGUGAGUUUGAAGAAAACGAUGAAGUUAGAAUUAUGCCGGAAUGUGCACAUGUUUUUCACGUGACGUGUAUUGACAUGUGGCUUUUCUCUCAUGGGAAUUGUCCACUGUGUAGAGCCAAUGCUACUCCACGUGCUCAAGAUGUUCUUUUAUCAAUUUUGAAUUCAAGAAAUAUGGAGUGA